AUGGAAUUUGGGAACCCAGCAGCAUCAGGAUCUCGGCUGAUUUUUCCGUCGGAAUCUGGCGACGCGUUUCAAGCGCAUCGUAAAACGAUCAGAUCCGAACUACGCGAUACGUCAGUCAAAUCUAUACCCAUCCCAUCAAUGUGGUCUUACCAUACUGACGUCUCGAGGUUUGCUGUGCGAGCACGAGCAGCUAUAAUCGGUUGCACUCGAUUUCGGAGGAUGCUGCGUUUGUGUCCGAGCAAGUCAAAGCAGCUUUUCCCGACUUCCCUAUCGUUCGUGAGUGGAGGAUUAAUAAAUGUUUACAGCCAUGAUACUCACUGAUGGCUCCAUCGGACAUCUUGCAUUGCAGCGAAUCAACGGGCCGGAGCAUGGUACGUGAAGCCGGUUCCCGGGGAAGUUCGGCCCCACGCGUACUUCAAGUCGACCGAUGGCCACGCAGGGCAACACGACUUCAAUCUCAGAAGUGACUUUACAAACCAAUUUCUAUAG
Molecule: messenger RNA, 489 nt
Organism: Microbotryum saponariae
Lineage: Eukaryota; Fungi; Basidiomycota; Microbotryomycetes; Microbotryales; Microbotryaceae
Source: the annotation of a GenBank genome assembly